Fukomys damarensis (Damara mole-rat) is the source of this 1632-nucleotide messenger RNA. RefSeq names its product tripartite motif containing 54 (gene Trim54). NCBI's taxonomy places the organism in Eukaryota, Metazoa, Chordata, Mammalia, Rodentia, Bathyergidae. The record is from RefSeq and is a predicted model, not a curated record. Gene Ontology annotation, molecular function: zinc ion binding. The coding region runs from base 439 to 1632 and encodes 397 amino acids. The transcript is spliced from 9 exons.
UCAGAGUGCGUGAGUCAGGGUCACUCACUGGGUGACAGCUGCAGCUCGCCUUACAGGAGCUAAAUUGGGAGUUGGAAUGUCACACGCAUGCCCCUCUCCCCACCCCCACAGUAAUAUUAAUCUCCUCUCUGGGGAGUGAGGGACAAACAGUGCUGCCCACAGAGUGAGCAAGAUAGUGGUUUGGGGAACAAAAGGAGAAGUUCACAGGAGGGCACGUUAGAGCCGCAUGUGCCGGUGAGAGUGCCCAGGAAGGACCGGAGACAGAAGUGUCAAGCCGAGCAGGACCAGGGACAGGAACCACUAGGGCAGCGCCACCGUGAGGGGGCCACAGAAGGGAACCUGAGCAUCCACACCGUCUAAGGUGACCAGGAAGGGCCGGAGGCAGUCAGGCAAGGCCGGAGAGAGGGCCACAGCGAGGCCAGGCACAAGCGCUGAGGGAUGAACUUCACCGUGGGCUUCAAGCCGCUGCUAGGGGAUGCGCACAGCAUGGACAACCUAGAGAAGCAGCUCAUCUGCCCCAUCUGCUUGGAGAUGUUCUCCAAGCCCGUGGUGAUCCUGCCCUGCCAGCAUAACCUGUGCCGCAAGUGUGCCAACGACGUCUUCCAGGCCUCAAACCCGCUGUGGCAAUCCCGGGGCUCCACCGCGGUGUCUUCUGGAGGCCGUUUCCGAUGCCCGUCGUGCAGGCAUGAGGUCGUCCUGGACCGGCACGGCGUCUACGGUCUGCAGCGAAACCUGCUGGUGGAGAACAUUAUCGACAUCUACAAGCAGGAGUCCUCGCGGCCCUUGCAUUCCAAGGCCGAGCAGCACCUCCUGUGCGAGGAGCACGAGGACGAAAAGAUCAAUAUCUACUGCCUGAGUUGCGAGGUGCCCACCUGCUCCCUCUGCAAGGUCUUUGGGGCCCACAAGGACUGCGAGGUGGCCCCGCUGCCCACCAUCUACAAACGCCAGAAGAGCGAGCUCAGCGACGGCAUCGCCAUGCUGGUGGCAGGCAAUGACCGCGUGCAGGCCGUGAUCACGCAGAUGGAGGAGGUGUGCCAGACCAUCGAGGACAACAGCCGAAGACAGAAGCAGCUGUUAAACCAGCGGUUUGAGACUCUGUGCGCGGUGCUGGAGGAGCGCAAGGGCGAGCUGCUGCAGGCGCUGGCCCGGGAGCAGGAGGAGAAGCUGCAGCGCGUCCGUGGCCUCAUCCGUCAGUACGGAGACCACCUGGAGGCCUCCUCCAAACUGGUGGAGUCAGCCAUUCAGUCCAUGGAGGAGCCGCAGAUGGCGCUGUACCUCCAGCAGGCCAAGGAGCUGAUCAAUAAGGUCGGGACCAUGUCGAAGGUGGAACUGGCCAGCCGGCCACAGCCAGGCUACGAGAGCAUGGAGCAGUUCUCCGUGAGCGUGGAGCACGUGGCCGAGAUGCUGAGGACCAUCGACUUCCAGCCCGGUGCGGACCCGGAGGGGACCGCGGGGCCCACGCUGAGCCGCCCACCCGGUCCAGAACCGGUGCCAGAGGACCCGUGCGGAGACCACCCCGACCCCGGCCCGGAAGACCUCAAUAAAGGACUCUUGCGUCCCGGACCCGCGUGUCCUUCCGCCUCGCUUCCGCACCACCCCAGACCAUCUAUUACAUGCUUUCGAACAUAUUAA